CGUCAAUAACCCGUUGGCCACAGUCGCAAACACAGUCCUGGUAUCGACGUACCGUCGCUGCCUGCCGCCGCCGCCGCUGCAGCCGUCGCGCUACAUAUUGUUGUUGUUGUUGUUAUUAUUGUCAUUACCAUCGUCGUCGUUGUUAUUAUUGUCGUGGUCGCCGCCACCGACGCUGUUGUCAUUCGAGUGUCGUGCGUCUGAUUUUUCGUGUAAAAAGUUUAUUUUUUUCUCCUCCGACUAUCGAAGUGUUGUGCGUACUACAUCACCGGCCGCAUUCUACCCUCGCGCGACCGUUCAGUGGCCCGCGUCUUCGUGGAGUUCGCUUGUGUGUUCGUUUGUGUGCGUGUGUGUGUUUGUGUGUAUGUACAUGUGUUCACGUGCGUCCGCGAUCUAGUGCUCGUCAUUUCGUCCCCGGGGGACACUGGAAGAAUAUAACAACAAAAGUUCCCGUCCGGUUUCGAUUUGGUCCGCGAAAUAUUGAUUCACGUCAUAAUAAUAAUUAUAUUGCCUGUAAUAGAUAUACACAAAUUUCAGUACCCGCGCUAUAUCACAAUUUGAUUACCAAUAUAGCUGAAUAUUAUAACCAAAUUAAUUAAUAAUACCUACCACAGGUCAGAUAAAAAUAUAUCUUCGACGAGUGUGACCGCCGCCUGUACCGCCGCAAUAUACCUGCCUACGCAAAUCCAGGACGAUUAAAGUUCUCGAUAAAAUCUAUCGUCACGAUAAAUUUGUUCUACAUAGAUAUAUAUAGGUAGAGACGCGUAUAUUCUAUAGAGGGAGGCAUAAUAUUAUAAAAUUACAUUUGACCGAUCGUCGUGUAGUGUGCGUGGGCGUAGGUUCGCGUGUGUUGAUUGCAAACUUACCACGGUCGUGUGUUAAUCGUCCAGCCAUCGAAUAUGAGCAUCGCUGCUUUAUUACAAGCCGCCGAGUACCUGGAAAGGCGCGAAAGAGGUAAGUUUACCGCGUCGCCACCGUACCCCCCGCCACCGUUUGCCGACACCGCAGUCGCGACCGACGGACCCGUUGCCGCCACCGCCGCCGCCGUCACCGACCGCGUAAACACCGUCGUAUUUUUUGCAGAAGCGGAACACGGAUAUGCUUCGCCGAUGCCGAUCACGAUCGAUCUCAAAGGGUCUUCGAAGAGGCCAAAGACGAAGAAGUCGCAGGGAAGUCGAACAACUCAUAAUGAACUGGAGAAAAACAGGAGAGCUCAUCUCAGAAACUGUUUGGAAAAACUGAAAGAAAUGGUUCCGCUGGGUCACGAAUCGUCCCGGCACACAACUUUGGGCUUGCUGACUAAAGCCAAGCGGUUCAUAAAGAAUUUGGAAUCGCAGGAGAAAAAACACAUGAUGCACAAGGACACCCUGAGCCGAGAGCAUAGAUACCUGCGGCGGAGACUAGACCAGUUGACCACCACAUUAAAUGUGAACAAACGCCGAUCUGUGUCCGAAUCCAGUAGCUACACGACCGCAUCUGGUGCAUCGACAUCGUCGUCCGCAUGCAGCACGUCUUCGUCGCCAUCUAUAUCUGAAUCCGACGAAGUGGACGUGACCGGAUGGGUGAGCGACACGGGCAGCGUACAAUCUGGGUCCAGCGACAGCGGCGUUGCACUCUCUACUUGCCGCAUCACAUUAUCCGAAAUGGUCUUUUAGAC
This is a messenger RNA of Rhopalosiphum padi (bird cherry-oat aphid), 1654 nucleotides long. RefSeq names its product max dimerization protein 1-like. Lineage: Eukaryota; Metazoa; Arthropoda; Insecta; Hemiptera; Aphididae. The transcript is spliced from 5 exons. Bases 897 to 1652 code for a protein of 251 amino acids. The record is from RefSeq and is a predicted model, not a curated record. Gene Ontology annotation, molecular function: RNA polymerase II cis-regulatory region sequence-specific DNA binding; DNA-binding transcription factor activity, RNA polymerase II-specific; protein dimerization activity. Gene Ontology annotation, biological process: regulation of transcription by RNA polymerase II.